AUGAAGUACUUGCUGGGAGCUUUGCUACUGGCGGCGACUUUGACCGUGCACGCCGCACCGCUCUCUCUCUCCCGCCUUAUCCUCAUCAGCCGAACAGAGGCUGAGGGGAGCAACUCGGCCUCACCACCUUCCUGCGCGACUUUCCACAUCACAGUCGGUGCACAGACACUCUACGACGUCUACCACGUAUCGGGCGACUGCGAGAGGGAGCUGAGGCGGCGAGGAGGAGCGGCGGACGGUCGUUUGGGUGACGCAGGAUCCGGUAUGCUGAGCGUAGCGAUCGGGCGGGAUAGCGUUGAAGCUUCGGAGGACGCAAAAAGUGCCGGGGACACCGCCGGGCUGCUCUACUGGCUCCACCGUACGACCGUCGAGACGGACUCCUCCCUCUCCUCCGACUCGCCCUCCGCUUCUUCCGCUCAAAUCACCUUCUCUUCGCCCAAUGCCGGUUCCAACACCAUCCCUGAACUCGACCCGACGCACCUCCUUGACCUCCCGUCGAACGAAGGCCGUCUCGUCCUCCUUUCCCCCGAUCCGACCACCGCAAACGCUCAGCUCUCCUACAUGUCCUCCCACCCCGCCUACUCGCACUACUCGCUUGUCGCUCUUCCUCGUCUCAGCAGCGCCCUCGAGGAGCCCUCGCCCUUCCCCGAAGUUCCCGCUGCGGCAGUCAACCGCGUCAAGGCGCACCUCGAAGGCUUGACGUUCCAGCCGUUGCUGAGCAAGGUCGUUUCGGGUUUGGACAGCGAGAAGGAGCUGGAGAGGAUGAGGAGGGAUGUGAAGACCCUUAGCGGAGAGGAUCAGAGUCGGGUCAAGCCGAGCGAGCGGUGGGUGUCGAGGCACUCGAUGAGCACCGGCGGGCACAAAGCAGCAAACUGGGUCCUCGACCAAAUGUCCUCCUACGGUUUUAACUGCACCCACAUCUCCUACCUUCCCGGCUACGCUCCAAUGGUCGAAUGCGUCUACCUCGACUCGUCUCUCGGGUCGGACGACUCGCACCUGCGAAGCGCCAGCGCGAUUGAGUACAACGCGAACGAGACGAUGAUCCUCGGCGCGCACUUUGACUCGCGAGGCUCGUUUGGCUUCCCUACAGCGCCUGGAGCGGACGACGACGCGUCGGGCACGGCGCUCGUGCUGGCGGUCGCCAGGCUGAUCCACUCGUACAACCUCAAGUUUGCGCGGAAGCUCGUCCUCGCCCUCUUCUCCGGCGAAGAACAAGGCCUCCUCUCCUCCUCACACUACGCCUCUCUCCUCCGCUCGCGCUCAGAAGACGUCGCCCUCAUGCUCCAAGUCGACAUGGUAGGCUACCGCAAGCCCGGCGAACCGAUGCAACUUGCCAGGCCCGACAAGAUUGGGUUGAAAGAGGCUGGGUGGUUGGUAGGGAAUUUGAGUGAGGUGUAUGUACCCGAGUUGAUUGUUGGCUACACUCCCGCCUGCUGUUCCGACCACCAAUCUUUCGUCUCCAACUCUUACGCCUCGACCUGGAUCUUCGAGCGCAACGGCCCCAUCGCAGACCCGUGCUAUCACAACUCGUGCGACCUCUCCGCGCGCGAAGGGUACAGUUUUGAACAGAUUGCCGCGCAUGCGAAGGUUGCGAUGGGCUUGGUUUGGGAGGUCGCGGGCGGUUGGGUGCCGUAG
Messenger RNA from Rhodotorula toruloides NP11, 1635 nucleotides. RefSeq names its product aminopeptidase. Gene Ontology annotation, molecular function: metalloexopeptidase activity. The transcript has 7 exons. Gene Ontology annotation, biological process: proteolysis. The record is from RefSeq and is a predicted model, not a curated record. Lineage: Eukaryota; Fungi; Basidiomycota; Microbotryomycetes; Sporidiobolales; Sporidiobolaceae. The coding region runs from base 1 to 1635 and encodes 544 amino acids.